This is a messenger RNA of Drosophila bipectinata, 7838 nucleotides long. The record is from RefSeq and is a predicted model, not a curated record. NCBI's taxonomy places the organism in Eukaryota, Metazoa, Arthropoda, Insecta, Diptera, Drosophilidae.
CCUGUUUUUUUUGAAGCCGCUCUCUCGAUCGACCACGAUCCAUGAUCGAAUCUUGGCUGGCACAGUUGAGUUUUGCAUGCGGCGCGUUCAACAUCGAAUUUUGGUGGUCAAAGCCCAACGCGAAUUCUGUUUCGUUGAAAAAGCAACAACAACAGCAACCACGGUCGAUCCAACAACUGCCUGUGAUAAACCGAACCAGAAAACAAUAAAAAGAAAAGAAGCCGCAACACCGUAUCGUAGAAAAAAAAGAGAGUGGAGAACAAAGCCAGAUUCCCCAAUCUCCUCCAGCAGCAACAUUCCAUGCAGACGAAGACGCCCUAAUGAUCCUAAGCUGGCACACAAAUGACGAAUUAUGAGAAUCUUAUAAAUUUGCCAUUAAACUUUAAUGCAAAUAAUGAGAACAAUGAUAAAAUUUCCGUAGCUGGGGAUCAGCUGCUGAACAAGAUGUCGCAGCGGGAUUUCUCCGAGAACGAACCGGAAUGCAACCCGGAGCUUCCCGCCGCCAAUCGCGCCCUCUUUCUGGAGAAGGUCCGCCAAUCGAACGCGGCCUGCCAAAGCGGGGACUUUGCCACAGCGGUACUGCUCUAUACGGAUGCCCUCCAGCUGGAUCCCGGGAACCACAUCCUCUACAGCAAUCGCUCCGCUGCCCUGCUCAAACAGGGACAAUUCACAGCCGCCCUGCAGGAUGCCACGCAGGCGCGAGAUCUGUGUCCGCAGUGGCCCAAGGCCUACUUCCGCCAGGGAGUAGCCCUCCAGUGUCUAGGACGCUAUGGGGAGGCACUGGCAUCCUUUGCCUCCGGCCUAGCCCAGGAGCCAACGAACAAACAACUGAUGGGCGGUCUGGUGGAGGCGUCUCUUAAGAGUCCUUUGCGGCAGGCACUGGAACCCACGCUCCAGCAACUCCGCACCAUGCAGCUGCAGGAGUCGCCCUUUGUGGUCAGCUCGGUGGUAGGACAGGAGCUGCUCCAGGCCGCCCAGUACCCCGCUGCUGUCUCUGUCCUGGAGGCGGCCCUGAGGAUCGGCAGUUGUUCGUUAAAGUUGCGUGGCUCCGUCUUCAGUGCCUUGAGUUCCGCCCACUGGGCGUUGAAUCAGCUGGAUCAGGCCAUUGGCUACAUGCAGCAGGACCUUGCGGUGGCCAAGUCCUUGGGUGAUACUGCUGGGGAAUGCCGGGCACAUGGCAACCUAGGAUCCGCCUACUUUAGUCAGGGUGCCCAUAAGGAGGCACUCACCGCGCACCGCUACCAACUGGUCCUGGCCAUGAAGUGCAAGGACACGCAAGCGGCGGCCGCAGCUCUAACCUCCCUGGGACACGUUUACACUGCCAGCGGAGACUACCCCAACGCCCUGGCCUCCCACAAGCAGUGUGUGCAGCUCUUCAAGCAGCUAGGAGAUCGCCUGCAAGAGGCCCGGGAGAUUGGCAAUGUGGGAGCCGUCUACUUGGCACUGGGUGAAUGUGAUGCCGCUUUGGAUUGCCACUCCCAGCACUUGAGAUUGGCCAGGAAGCUCCACGACCAAGUGGAGGAGGCCAGAGCGUACUCGAAUCUAGGAUCUGCCCAUCACCAGCGCCGCCAGUUCACGCAGGCGGCGGCCUGUCACGAGCAAGUCCUGCGAAUAGCUCAGGCCCUGGGAGAUCGAUCCAUGGAGGCGGCUGCCUAUGCAGGUCUGGGACAUGCGGCUCGCUGUGCCGGGGAUGCCAGUGCCUCGAAGAGAUUCCACGAACGGCAACUGGCCAUGGCACUGGCUGCCCGCGACAAGCUGGGCGAGGGCAGGGCGUGCUCCAACCUGGGCAUUGUCUACCAGAUGCUGGGCUCCCACGAUGCUGCUCUAAAGCUGCACCAAGCCCACUUGGGUAUAGCCCGUUCUCUCGGCGAUCGGGUGGGCAUGGGAAGGGCCUACGGAAAUAUGGCCAGGAUGGCGCACAUGGCCGGAUCCUACGAGGCGGCGGUGAAGUACCACAAACAGGAGCUGGCCAUAAACCAGGCAAUGAACGACCGGAGUGCCGAGGCAGCCACUCACGGCAACCUGGCGGUGGCUUACCAGGCCCUGGGAGCCCAUGAUGCCGCUCUGACACAUUACCGUGCUCACUUGGCCACUGCCAGGUCGCUCAAGGACACGGCAGGCGAGGCGUGCGCCCUGCUGAACUUGGGAAACUGCCUGAGUGGGCGGCAGGAGUACGAGGAGGCGGUGCCCCACUACGAGAGCUAUCUGAUGCUGGCCCAGGAGCUGGGCGAUGUGACAGCCGAGGGCAAGGCGUGUCAUCUGCUCGGCUAUGCCCACUUUUGUUUGGGGAACUAUCGGGCAGCAGUGAGGUACUACGAUCAGGAUCUUGCUCUCGCCAAGGAUGCCCAGCACCGACCAAACAUGGGAAGAGCUUACUGCAAUCUGGGUUUGGCCCAUCUGGCCCUGGGACACACUGCCGCCGCUCUGGAGUGCCAGCAGUUGUUCCUGGCGGUGGCCCAUGCCACCAAUCAGCUUCCGGCCAAGUUCCGGGCUUUGGGAAACAUUGGGGACAUCCUAAUACGCACAGGAUCCCAUGAGGAGGCCAUUAAACUCUACCAACGGCAGUUGGCUCUGGCGCGGGCUGCAGGAGAUCGCUCUAUGGAGGCCGCGGCCUGUGGAGCUCUGGGAUUGGCUCACCGCCUGAUGCGGCGCUGGGACAAGGCUCUGGGCCACCACACCCAGGAGCUGACACUUCGCCAGGAGCUGGGCGACCUAACUGGAGAGUGUCGUGCCCAUGGACACUUGGGCGCCGUGCACAUGGCCCUAUGCAGCUGGACAAAUGCAGUGAAGUGCUACCAGGAGCAGCUGGAGCGAGCCCAGGAGCAAAGAGAUGCUGCAGUCGAGGCUCAGGCUCAUGGCAACCUUGGAAUAGCCCGCCUCAAUAUGGCGCACUACGAGGCGGCCAUCGGUUGCCUGGAGGCACAGCUGGGAACUCUGGAGCGGGUUUCCUUACCAUCCACUCAAUCGGAUCGAUCGAGAGCUCUGGGUCACCUGGGCGACUGCUAUGCUGCUCUGGGGGACUACGAAGAAGCCAUCAAAUGCCAUGAGAGACAGCUGCAGCUUGCCUUGGGCCUGGCCAGCCACCGGGAUCAGGAGCGGGCCUAUCGAGGAUUAGGUCAGGCGCGCCGUUCGCUGGGACAGCUUGCCGCGGCUCUGGUUUGCCUCGAAAAGCGUCUGGUGGUGGCCCACGAACUGCACAGUGCCGAGAUAAAGGCUCUAGCCUACGGAGACCUUGGACAUGUCCACGCCGCUUUGGGAAAUCAUGCCCAGGCACUGAACUGCCUAGAACACCAGCGAGAACUCGCGCAGGGACUUCAGGAUCGCGCCCUGGAAUCGGAUGCUAUGUGUGCGCUGGGUCAAGUCCAGCAGCGGAUGGGUCAGCACUCGGAGGCCCUGGAGCUGCACCAGCAGGAUUGGGAGAUCUGCACAGAGCUGGCUGCUCCUGCCCUGCAGGCUAGGGCUUUGAGUAAUCUUGGAUCCGUCCACGAGGCACUGGGCCAGCAGGCGGAAGCCCUUAAGUGCUACGAGCGCCAGCUGGAGCUCAGCUCGGACCGCCUUGCCAAGGCAAUGGCAUGUUUGGCUUUGGGACGAGUCCACCACCAGCUGGAGCAGCACUCCCAGGCUGUGGAGUACCUGCGACAGGGACUGGCGAGCGCUCAAUCCAUGGGAAAGUCAGAGGAGGAGGCCAAGAUAAGACAUCAAUUAGGUCUUGCUCUUCGCUCCUCUGGCGAUGCCGAGGGAGCUCGCCUGCAACUGGAGACGGCUGCCCAACUUUUGGAGUCAGUGCGUCAGGAGCAGCGCAGUCCAGAGACCCGAGUGGCCUUGUACGAUCUGCAAACUAGUUGCUACCAUCUUCUCCAACAGCUUCUGGUAGCCUUGAACCGCAACGAGGACGCCCUGGUGGCCGCCGAAAGGUGUAAAGCCCGCGGAGGAGCUGAAUCCUUGACCGGAGAGAACGGAAAAACUCAAUUGGCGGAUAGCGAGGCCAUCCAGGAGGUGGUUAAUCGUGGACGGAUGCCCGUACUUUAUUAUAGUCUUGCCGGAGAGCAGCUCUUCGCUUGGCUGCUACAGCCACAGACGGGUAUUGUGCGUUUCCACUCCGCCCGUAUCGAUGCCCAGACCCUGCAGUUGCCUCUCUCUCUGGACGAAGAGGAGGAGGAGCUGGAGGAAGAACUGACGCGGGAGCAGGAGGAGGAGGAAAAAUCUGACGGCCUCCUUGACCGGUACAUCAACAUGGUCCGGGAUAAUCUCGGCGUGAACUCCCAGAGUCUCCUCCAAGAGGGUGACGGAAGUGGAUGGCGCGCCAGUACGGAGCAGCUGCUGGAGGAUCUUCCUGGAGCUGGAGGUGCCGGAAGUGGUGGUGGUUUCAUGCGCAUGGUGAGCCGGAACCACUUGAUGAACUCCUCCAACUACUCGCUGAGCUCCCUGUUCUCUGUGGGCUCCGUUGGAGGCUCGGUGGCCAGUCUUCAAGGAUCCACCCGCUCCUUAAGCAGCCGCAGCUCUCGCCGAGCUCCAGAGAGAACACUGCCCACCUGGCGAGGACCUACAUGUCUGCACACCCUCUACAACCUUCUACUUGCUCCCUUUGAUGAUCUUCUGCCCUGCGGAUCUGGAUCUGGCAAUCGCCAGGGCAGAAGGGAGCUUAUCCUGGUCUUGGAUAGCUCGCUCUACCUGGUACCCUUUGCCAUUCUCCGAGCAGCCAAGGAAGAUGGGGAGUACCUCUCCGAGCGAUGUGCCAUCCUGACAGCUCCUUCCCUGCAAUCCCUGAGAAACCGUCCUAAACUUCGUCGGGAUCGUGCCCGUCCUCCUACAGCUUUGGUGGUGGGUGGACCUCGUGUGCCAAGUUCCCUGGCGGAGAGAUGGGGCUGGGCUGCUGCUGAGUCCCCAGCCGCCUUGCAGGAAGCCGCCAUGGUAGCGGAUAUGUUGCAAGCCACCGCGUUGGCAGGAUCCAAUGCCACCAAGGAGUCCGUUUUGGCCGAGUUACCCUCCGCAGAGUGUGUCCACUUUGCAGCCAAUCUCAGUUGGCAACUGGGUGCUGUGGUCCUCAGUCCUGGCGAUGUGGUGACGGCCGACCAGCAACAGCAAAAGGAGCCACUGGAACCACAGUUGGCGGACUUCACCCUCUCCGCCGGAGAACUGCGUCAGUUGCGUCUCAGCGCCCGUUUGGUGGUUCUGAGCUCAUACCACUCCGUGGAACCAAUAACAGGAACGGGAGUGGCCCAAUUGGCAGCCGGUUGGCUAAUGGCCGGAGCUGGAGCUGUCCUCAUCUCACUGUGGCCUGUUCCGGAGACUGCGGCCAAGAUCCUGCUGCGUGCCUUCUACUCGGCUCUUUUGCAAGGAGCUCGGGCAGCACGGGCCCUGGCGGAAGCCAUGCAGACCGUUCAGCACACCAAGCACUUUGCCCAUCCGGCCAAUUGGGCCGGAUUCCUGCUAGUCGGCAGCAACGUGCGCCUCUCCAACAAGGUGGCGCUGGGCCAUGCUCUUUGCGAGCUUCUGAGAACCCCAGAACGGAGCCGGGAUGCCCUCCGCGUCUGCCUGCAUCUGGUUGAGAAGAGCCUGCAGCGGAUCCAUCGUGGACAGAAGAACGCCAUGUAUACCACUCAGCAGAGUAUCGAGAAUAAGGCUGGACCGGUGGCCGGUUGGAAGGAUCUUCUGAUGGCCGUUGGUUUUCGGAUCGAACCCGCCGCCAAUGGCAUCCCCUCCAGCGUGUUCUUCCCGCAAGCGGACCCAGAGGAGCGACUGGCACAGUGCUCUUCCAGCCUGCAGGCUCUGCUCGCCCUGACUCCUGCCACUCUACAGGCUCUGGCCAAGUUGGUUCACGUUAACAGCGCCGAGCACGCGGAGGACAUCAUCGCCGUCAUGCGCAACAUCCUGGCUCAGUUUCCGAGCACCCCGUCCAAUCCUGGCGCCAAAACCGAUGUCAUCGCCGAGACUUGCUUCAUUGAGAUGCCGUUGAGUGUGCGUCUUUGGAGAGUAGCCGGGUGCCAUGAGCUGCUCGCUUCCGUUGGCUUCGAUCUGACGGAAGUGGGCUCUGACCAGGUGAUCCUCCGCACGGGAAAACAAGCCAACCGCCGUCACUGCCAGUUUGUGCUCCAAGCCCUUCAUGCUUUGUUUGACACUCGGGAGGCUCCUAAAAAUGUGGGAAUGGAUCCAGACUCGGCUCACAGCAGCAGCUGCGAGUCUUUGGCCGAACCGGAACUGGAUGCUCCUCCGAUUCCGCCUGCUGCUAGUAGUACUCCCUCUGUGAAUGGAGCCACGAAGGCACCACUACCCCUGCAUCCACGCAGUGCCUUUAUAUCCUACGUGCGACGACGUGGAGAACCAGAUGGCGGUCGCACGGAGGUCACAGGAGGUGGUGGAGUCACCGGCUUGGACUCUAGCCUGGCCAACACCACAGAUAGCGAGCACUCUCUCUCCGAUGGCUACGCCACCCAGUCGGCAGGUGGGCUCUCCAAUCCCCGACUGGGUUAUGCCAGCAUGCGUGCCCCGGUGAGGGUUUCACGUCCCGGAGGCGGUGGGGAAAGCGAUGCUGCUUUCACGCCUAGUCCACCCGUAACUGAUCCUAGCUUGUCUCUGGCUUUGGCUCACCAGACCCGCAUCAGAAGCCUCUACUCCCAGACCAGCUCGAUGGCACCCACUGCUCCGCCCUCCAACAGACGCCCUGAUAGCUCCAGCUCGGCCAGCAGCACAACCGAUUGGGAGGGAUCGGGUCACGCCACGGUUCUGCGACGCGGUGGCAGUGUAGCCAUGCCACAGCAGCAGCCACCGCUGCCGCCGCCACGUCCUCCAACCUACCACAACAUGGUAGGCGGCAGAACCAAGCCGAAGAUCAAGCUGGGCAGUGCCCAGAGCACCUUGGCGGCCAGGGUGAACAAAGAGCACGCACUCUUCAUGGAUCGCCUGAGCGUUAGGACUGAGCUGAGUGCUCCGGCCGGAGGCAGCAACUCCGGAGCGGGAGUUAGAAAACCCUUGGCCCUGCCGGAGGAGGAGGAGGUCUCCAAUGUGGUCUUCAAUCCAUCAAGCCUGUACUUCUCCCAAUCCGAUGCUGAUCUGCUUAACGAACCCAAGCCCGAGGAGCAGGCUCCGGCAACGAACUCCAAGUCGAGUUCCAAGUGCUUGCAGGAGAGCAUGAUGCGCCACAUGAACCGCGAACUGACGCCCAGCAUAUCGGAGCUCUACCACGAGCGCAAUCUGGGAUUGGGUCUGGCACCGCCGCUCUCGAAGCUGCUGCUCAGCCCCAACUACGAGGAGCAGGAGGUGGUGGUCGGCAUGGGUGAAAACAAGUCCCUGGCGGAUGCUGUGAGUGAACUGGAACUGAGCGGCAGCUCGUCCGGCGCCACCAUGCCCACGGUGGUUGGUGGAGCUGGUAACGAAGUAGAAGUAUCCCCUCCAGCUGUAGAAGCCACCUGUCCCAUCUGUGGGGAGCACGCGGAUGUGAUCUGCCGCUGCAAGGCGGCCACCAUCCAAAAGAAGAGCACCCUCAAGCCCUGGCUAAGUAAUGUGCCUGCCAGCAGCUUAGUCCGGGCCAGCGAACUGACCACAGCCGACAUCCUAGAGCGCCGCCUGGAGACGGGAGCCCCAUUCGCCGUGGAUCUUUGUCGCCGGGAUGAGGGCGAUGGGCGUUCCGUGGCGGACUCGCAGUGCAGCAGCAACUACAAAAGGAUUCUGGCCAGUGCCACCAGUGGCGGAGCAGUCAGUCUGACGGAAGCCGAGCCCCAGAGUGCCUCAUCGGGGGCCACUUGCUCCUCCGCUCGACUUGUCUAAUACUUAAUAUUAUUAAUUAAUUUAUUAUUUUGUGCAUUUCAUAGGUAUAAUACUACUACUGUCUUUAAAACCCA